Molecule: messenger RNA, 2311 nt
Organism: Micropterus salmoides (largemouth bass)
Lineage: Eukaryota; Metazoa; Chordata; Actinopteri; Centrarchiformes; Centrarchidae
Gene: ctu1
Product: cytosolic thiouridylase subunit 1 homolog (S. pombe)
Exons: 3
Coding region: 632-1663 (343 amino acids)
Biological process (GO): tRNA wobble position uridine thiolation
Cellular component (GO): mitochondrion; cytosolic tRNA wobble base thiouridylase complex
Molecular function (GO): tRNA binding
Source: RefSeq, a predicted model, not a curated record
UGCUUAGCUUAACUAGGCUAGCUAGACAUGUUUAAUGUUGACCGUCUUGACUUUCGUAGCACUGCACUUUUAUCGUGCUGCCAAACCUGAUAGAUAAUUAACAGCCGCGUUUUUCCUGUACUUUAUAUAUAUAUAAAGUUAUUUUUAAAUGUUUCUGGGGUUGCCUGUAUCAACUUUAUCCCAAUAAAUUUGUGUUGUCGGAGUCAAAACAAACAGGGCUGCCUCACAUCUUUCUUUGCUAGCGAAUAUCCACCUUCAAAGUUGAUAAUUAAACAAGGUUUGCUUGUUGCCAAAAGUACAUUUCUAUUAGACAAUGAUUAAAGACGUUUUAUGAGUCAUUUUGUUCAACUCUUUUAUUCGGCAUGCCUAUAAAACAUACUAAUAGUCCACUAACAUUACUUGUACAUGUUACUUCCUUCCUUCUUGUAUGUAGGCGAUUUGGACAGAAUGCAUUGUGGGUUAAGUUAUUUCUAGUCUGCACGUUGACGUCCAUGAAUUUGUGUCUUGAUGUAUUUUUUUUUUAGCUAAUAUAACUAUGUAAGAUUACUUCACAUUAAGUGAAUGAUGAUGAAAGAGAAAAGGACAUUAACUAAAACCUGUGGGUCAGCUCUACUACAGCUACUACAUCAAGAUGCCUGUCCAUUGCAGUAGCUGUGUUGACAAGCGCGCCGUGCUGAAACGUCCAAAGACAGGCCACUCGCUGUGUAAGGAGUGCUUCUUCUGGGCCUUUGAGGAGGAGGUGCAUCAGACGAUUGUAGAAGCAAAGCUGUUCAAACACGGGGAGAUAAUAGGAAUUGCGGCCUCGGGUGGAAAGGACUCCACAGUGCUCGCGCAUGUGAUGAAGCUCUUAAAUGAGCGGUACAACUAUGGCCUUGAACUUAUGCUUCUCUCGGUGGAUGAGGGAAUCACCGGGUACAGAGAUGACUCCUUGGAGACAGUGAAGAGGAAUCAGCAACAGUAUGAGCUGCCACUGAAGAUUGUGUCGUACGAGGAGCUGUAUGGCUGGACUAUGGAUGCUAUAGUGAAGCAGGUGGGACUGAAAAAUAACUGCACCUUCUGCGGGGUGUUCAGGAGGCAGGCGCUGGACAGAGGAGCCAUCAUGCUGAAGGUCGACAAGAUAUGUACAGGUCACAAUGCCGACGACGUGGCGGAGACAGUGUUGAUGAACAUCUUGCGUGGGGACAUAGCUCGUCUGCGCCGCUGCACUGCCAUCUCCACAGCCAGCGAAGGCGAAGGGGUUGUGCCGCGCUGCAAGCCGCUCAAAUAUGCGUAUGAGAAAGAGAUCGUUCUGUAUGCUUACUUUAAAAAGUUGGACUACUUUUCCACUGAAUGUAUCUACUCUCCCAAUGCUUAUCGAGGGUAUGCAAGGACCUUUUUAAAGGACCUGGAGAGUGUGAGGCCUAGCUCCAUAAUUGACGUCAUCCACUCAGGGGAGAACCUGUCUGUGCGGGAAGGGGUGAAGAUGCCUGUGCAGGGAACCUGCAACCGCUGUGGCUACAUCUCCAGCCAGGCUCUGUGCAAGUCAUGCGUGCUGCUGGAGGGGCUGAACCGAGGUCUGCCGAAGCUGGGCAUAGGCAAACACCACCGCCUGCAUGACAAACUCCUCUCCCAGCAGCCCCUUACUGAGAAGGAGGAGAGAAAGCUGAAAUCAGAAGACUUUUGACAAAUAUUUUGCCCUGUUUUAUUUACCAUAGGACAGAAGACAUGACAUUUUUGAAAUAAACCAUGAUUGUCAUAUUUUACACAGGAAAUGACUAGUGUAAUUUCAUCAAUUUAAUAUUUAUUGAAAGUUUGUAUGGAAUAUUUUAAUUUGGUUAAACUGAGAAACAUUUCAGCCCACGUGAAGCUUCUUCAAAGCAUAGGAAGUCCGUUCACUGCUGUUUUACAUCUGCUAACUUCACUGAGAUGCUAUGGAAACAUUCUUUCAAAUGGUUUUAAUUUUGUCUGAACAUAAGGUCAUAUUUAAUAAUAAAUGAAUGGUAUGUGUGUCCACUUUUUGUCAUAUUUGCCUUUGUGUAUUAAGCAUGACGAUGGGAGAUGUUUGACAUUUUUCAGUUUCUUUGAAAGCUUCGAUACCAACUUGUGUUGAGGAAUCAGCAUCACUUGGUUUCCAAAUUACUGGAUAUUUAAAACACACAUGCUUUAAAUAAAACUUAAGUUGUGUCCACCUACAGAAGGCGUGCGAGAUGCAGGGACAAGGAAUUGCAACUUUAUUUUGUUUUUUUAAAGAGAUGGUUCAUGUUUGAAUGAAUUAAUAUCACAUUCCAAUGUGUUUUAUGAACUAUGAUUUAAUAAAUGCUUUGUUUUCUUG